Messenger RNA from Gossypium raimondii (Peruvian cotton), 1671 nucleotides. RefSeq lists its product as uncharacterized. Gene Ontology annotation, molecular function: [acyl-carrier-protein] S-malonyltransferase activity. The transcript has 10 exons. The coding region runs from base 177 to 1328 and encodes 383 amino acids. Lineage: Eukaryota; Viridiplantae; Streptophyta; Magnoliopsida; Malvales; Malvaceae. The record is from RefSeq and is a predicted model, not a curated record.
UAAAAUUUAUUAAUAGAUAUUUCUACUUGGGUAGUAAUUAUGUUGGUGAGUAGGCAGUGGCAGAUGGGCGGUUUCUUUGAUUUUUAAGCCAAUCUCCAACGUCUACCUUCGUUAUCUCCGCCAACAUUAACACAAAACGUAUUUAUUUAACAUAGAAAAAAUAUCAAACAAUUGGCAUGCACAGUCUCCGCCUUGCUUCUUCCGCUCAUUCCCAGUCGCUCUUCACAAUGUCUGCCGCCUCCGCUUCCCUCGCUCUCCCUUCUCCCCUUUCUUCGUUUCGCUCCAAUGGACCUCUUCCUUCUAGAUGCUUCCUCCGCCUCAACAACCCCUCAAGAUCUAGGGUUUUCAUGAGUGUCUCCGUUGGAUCCCAAACUGUCGUCGAUGAUGCCUUGUUCGCUGAUUACAAGCCCACCUCCGCCUUCCUCUUUCCCGGUCAGGGCGCUCAAGCCGUUGGAAUGGGAAAAGAAGCUGAGGCUGUGCCUGCUGCUGCAGAAUUGUAUAAGAAGGCAAAUAAUAUAUUAGGUUUUGAUCUUCUAGAUCUUUGCAUCAAUGGUCCCAAGGAAAAGUUAGAUUCAACUGUCAUAAGCCAGCCUGCUAUUUAUGUCACAAGUCUAGCUGCUGUGGAGCUGCUUCGUGCCCGUGAUGGAGGCCCGCAGAUUAUUGAUUCUGUUGAUGUCACUUGUGGUCUCAGCUUGGGUGAAUAUACUGCACUAGCUUUUGCUGGGGCUUUUAGCUUCGAGGAUGGACUCAAGCUUGUCAAACUAAGAGGAGAAGCGAUGCAGGAAGCUGCAGAUGCUGCUAAAAGUGCUAUGGUCAGUAUCAUAGGACUUGAUUCGGAGAAGGUUCAGCAAUUGUGUGAUGCUGCCAACCAAGAAGUUGAUGUAGCUGAUAAAGUGCAGAUUGCGAAUUACUUGUGUCCUGGAAAUUAUGCAGUAUCUGGGGGUCUCAAAGGAGUGGAAGCAGUGGAAGCUAAAGCAAAGUCAUUCAAGGCUCGGAUGACGGUUCGUUUAGCUGUUGCUGGUGCUUUUCACACUAGUUUCAUGGACCCAGCAGUUUCAAGAUUGGAGGCUGCAUUGGCAGCAACCCAGAUUAGAACUCCAAGAAUACCUGUCAUAUCAAAUGUCGAUGUUCAGCCUCAUGGAGAUCCUGAGACUAUAAAGAAAAUACUAGCACGUCAAGUGACUUCUCCUGUUCAGUGGGAAACCACGGUGAAAACUUUGCUGACCAAAGGGCUGAAAAAGAGUUAUGAAUUGGGGCCUGGAAAGGUCAUAGCUGGCAUUGUGAAGAGAAUGGAUAAAAGUGCUGAGAUUGAGAACAUUGGUGCUUGAGGAGUGUUUUUUUAUUACUUGUGGCUACUCCACCAUUCAUAUUGAAUGAUGUGUUGAUGCAACUUGGAAGUUUUGAGGUUUUAUGACCAGACAUAUUGCAAAUCUAGCUUGUAAUGAUGGUGUCAGUUGUCUCUAUGUGUGUGUUUUUGCCAGCAUUGUUUCAUUAGAAAGAAAUAGGCCAAGUAAACAACACUCCUGUGUCAUUCAUCGUUUCAACUGCAGUGCCUACAUUCUGCUAUUCAAUUUCCCAACCCAUCUCUUAAGCCACGACUCAUUCACUGUAUAAAUAUAAUUUUUGGGGGAUAUUAUGUUUUUCGAGGAGUGAACAAAAUGGUUCAACUUA